AUUAUGAUCAUGAUGUUCGGUACAAUAUUGUAACUAGUAGGAAGUAACAAACGUUUUUGGUUUGUGCUUAUUCGAAUCUUUCCUUCUCAGUUCUUUCUCUCACGUAUGGUUACAGAAUUAGUUUGUUUUGCUAUCCUUAGUUAAAGAAUAUUCAACGGCCAAAAUGGUUGCCAAUACCUCUACUGCUACAAUUCGAACUCGCAAGUUCAUGACCAACAGACUGCUAUGCAGAAAGCAAAUGGUUGUUGAUGUAAUGCACCCAGGGAAGCCAUCUCCCAAAAAAACUGACAUCCGGGAAAAAUUAGCUAAAAUGUUUAAGGUAUUACCAGACGUUGUCUUCGUAUUUGGCUUCCAAACAUGUUUUGGAGGAGGUAAAUCGACCGGUUUCGCUCUUAUUUAUGAUACCUUAGAUCAUGCUAAAAAGUUUGAACCUAAAUAUCGCCUGCAAAGGCAUGGACUCUUUGAGAAGAAGACACAGACAAGAAAACAACGUAAAGAAAGAAAGAACAGAAUGAAGAAGGUACGAGGUACCAAAAAAACUAAAGUUGGUGCCACGUCAGGAAAAAAGUAAAAUGAACGUUAGAAGUGUAUGAAUGUACUUUACGGGGCAAUCAAUAUGCUUGUGAUGUAAAUAACACUUCUUUAAUAAAAUUGUUGGACUUAUUCCAUAA
This is a messenger RNA of Aphis gossypii (cotton aphid), 671 nucleotides long. It is a transcript of the gene RpS24, whose product is annotated as 40S ribosomal protein S24. Gene Ontology annotation, molecular function: structural constituent of ribosome. The coding region runs from base 164 to 571 and encodes 135 amino acids. The transcript has 5 exons. NCBI's taxonomy places the organism in Eukaryota, Metazoa, Arthropoda, Insecta, Hemiptera, Aphididae. The record is from RefSeq and is a predicted model, not a curated record. Gene Ontology annotation, cellular component: ribosome. Gene Ontology annotation, biological process: translation.